Mesorhabditis spiculigera is the source of this 879-nucleotide messenger RNA. Lineage: Eukaryota; Metazoa; Nematoda; Chromadorea; Rhabditida; Rhabditidae. The record is from the annotation of a GenBank genome assembly.
AUGGCAGCCCUUCAGUGCUUCGAAGCUGCGGCUCGUCACUUGAGCUUUACUCGAGCAGCCGAAGAGCUACAUCUCACCCAAAGCGCUGUUAGCAAGCAGGUUGCCCAGCUAGAAGAAAUGUUGCGUCACCACCUUUUCCACCGCGUACGGCGACGCCUCCAGCUCACUCCCGCCGGUGAGCUUUACCUUGCAGAAGUCGACAAAAUAUUGACCCAGGUAGACAUGUCGAGUCGGUACAUUCUUUCGUACGGAGGCGAGACCGAAGUCCUUCGGGUGGCAACCCAACCCACCUUUGGCGCACGCUGGCUAGUGCCAAAUCUAAAGGGGUUCAGUAAAAGAUUUCCCAAUAUCCAUCUCGACAUUCGCAGCGAACUUGAGCCUUUCGACCUUCUAAAAGCAAAGGCGGAUAUCGCUUUUUUCUUCGGUCAGGGCUCGUGGCCAGGAGCUGUUUGCACAAAGCUUUUCGGAGAAGAUGUUGUUCCUGUGUGCGCCCCAGAGGCACUUGCCCAUAAAUCGAUCAAGAGCGCAGCCGAUUUAACUGACCUUGUCCUUCUGCAAUGCACCUCUCGACCUGAGGCUUGGCACGAAUGGUUUCUUGAGCAAAAUCUCCAUACCGAAAACAGCUAUCACGGCCCACGCUUCGACACGUUCUACAUGUGUAUACGCGCUGCCCAAGCUGGUUGCGGAGUAGCUCUGGUACCGAAAUUCCUUGUCACUGAUGAGAUCGCAGAAAAGAAAUUAGUCGUUGCUUGGGACUAUUCCGUCCAUAGCACCGGAUCACAUUUCAUGGCCUAUUCAGAGCACGCGGCUGACAUUCCGAAGAUACGAAAUUUUGUCGAGUGGGUAGUGGAGCAAGCCAAGCUCGGGAACUACCCAAUU